AUGGACCGCAUCACCGCGCCGAGCGUCACCCAGAAGGUGAAGUCGCCGGGCUCUCCGACGUCAUGGUUGAAGACGGACACCGGGCCCAUGUUCCCAAAAGAUCGGGCGGGCGCCAUCCGUGGUGAGAGGCCGGGUCUACGACCAAGCGGUGCCCUGCACACACGACAAGCUGAAUGGCGUUUUGAAGACUCAAUUGGAUGUGUGGCACUGCCCGAAGACCAACGGGACGCAGCACAUUUUGCACUCGUCCAGUCAUAUCGUGGACACCACCACCAGGCAGAGGAUUGCACGUUGGUACAACAAGUCCUACUUGGUGCAGACGGGGCAGCUGGUGGACAAGCAUGA
Molecule: messenger RNA, 345 nt
Organism: Durusdinium trenchii
Lineage: Eukaryota; Dinophyceae; Suessiales; Symbiodiniaceae
Source: the annotation of a GenBank genome assembly